This is a messenger RNA of Trifolium pratense (red clover), 1769 nucleotides long. Its product is annotated as putative ribosome biogenesis protein C8F11.04. Bases 70 to 1506 code for a protein of 478 amino acids. The record is from RefSeq and is a predicted model, not a curated record. Gene Ontology annotation, cellular component: 90S preribosome. Lineage: Eukaryota; Viridiplantae; Streptophyta; Magnoliopsida; Fabales; Fabaceae. The transcript has a single exon.
CUAAUUUCACUCCUUUUAUUUCUUCUUCGGCCAAACGCUUCUCACCUUCAAACCUCAAUCCACUCUGUCAUGGCUACCGAAAACACCACCGCAGAAGCCGUUGCCAAAGCCAUAGACUCUCUUCUCAAAUGGAGAAAAUCAAAGCUAGAAACAGAAAAACCAAAACUCUUCGAUGAAGACGAAGAAUUCGUUUAUCUUAUUUUAACCCUAAAAAAAAUUCCACAAAAUAGUCGCGUUAACCCUCACAAAAUCCCAAUCCCUCAUUCCCUCCUCUCCGCCUCAUCGGAACAGUGUCUCAUCAUCGACGACAGAGCCAACAAGCCAGCUCGUCUCACCAAAGACGAAGCUCAGAAGAAGAUUCAGUCUGAAUCAAUUCCUAUUUCGAAAGUUCUUAAGGUUACGAAACUCGCUUCCGAUUAUCGUCCUUUCGAGGCGAAACGAAAGCUUUGUAAUUCAUAUGAUCUGUUUUUUGCUGAUAAGACUAUCGUUCCAUUGUUGCCGAGGUUGUUAGGGAAACAGUUUUUCAAGAAGAGGAAGCUUCCAGUGCAAGUUGAUUUGAAGAAGAUGAAUUGGAAGGAGCAGAUUGAGAAGGCUUGUUGUUCUGCUUUGAUGUUUUUGAGGACUGGGACUUGUAGUGUUCUUAAGGUAGCGAAGUUGACUAUGGAGAGAGAUCAGAUUGUUGAGAAUGUGGUUGCUGCGAUUGAGGGUGUUGUCGAGGUUUUUCCGAAGAAGUGGGCGGCUGUUAGGUCUUUUCAUGUUAAGUUGUUGGAUAGUCUUGCUCUGCCUGUUUAUCAGUCUGUUCCUGAUGUUAAGUUGAAAAUUGAGAGUCUUAAGGAUUUGGAGGCUGCGUUGGAGAAGGAGGAGAAGAAGGUUCGCGAUGGGAAAAAUAGGAAGAAGAGUGAUAAGAAGAAGGGGAGGAUUCAUGAGAUUAAGCAUAUGGAUGAUAAAAUGAGCGAGGAUGGUACUGAUCGUGAGGAUGUUACUGAUCGUGAGGAUGUUGAUGGUGAUGAUAUUGAUGAUGAUGUUGUUGAUGGUGGUGAUUUGUUUGAUGAUGAUGAUAUUAAGAGUGAAGAAUUGGUGAGUAAGAAGGGGAAAAAAGGAUUGAAAAAGCGGGAUUCUAGUGAGUUGGGAAGUGUGAAAUCCUUAAAGGGUUCUGCUAAAAGGACCAAGAAAGAUGGGUUGGCUGUGAAUGAAGCAGAAGAAGGUUCGAUCAAGAAGAGUAGCGAAAAGAGAAAGAAAUUAUCGGUGAAGGAUGAGGGUUCUGAUAAGAAGAAAAAGAGGUUGGCUGUGAAAGGUGCAGAAGAAAACUUGAUCAAGAAGAGUGAAAAGGUUGAGGAUGCAGGUUCGGACAAGAAGAAGAAAAGGGCAGUGGAUGUGAAAGCUGCAAAAGAAGCUUUGAUCAAGAAGAGCGAAAAGAAAUUACCGGUCAAGGAAUUCGGUUCGGACAAGAAGACAAAGAGAGCGGAUGCACAGGUAAAGGCUAAGAAAACUAAGAGGGUUGUAUGAUCUGACUGUUCCUUUUGGAGAGAUUUUGUUGUUACAAUUUAUUGCUUGACGAGGCUCUGUGAAAUCAUGUGUUGUUUUGCUUGAUGAGUUCUCUGGCAGAUUUUGUUUUCUUAGAAUAUUAUUAUGUUAUUUAUUGGCAUUGCUUUUGGUUAUAAUGUUGUUUACUAAUUCAAAUGUACUUUGUUUAAGCUUUUAGAAUGGUUCUCUAUAGAAAAAACAAAAUUUUGUGUCGCAUUUCGGUGAUAUAUUAAGUUAUUAGAUAC